AUGUUUUAUUAGCUCAAAACUGGCCAGAAAGGGGGCGUGGCAGUUGCGGCGAAAUGGAGAAAUGCAAUUUCAGUGGAUUUGUAGUUAAUUAAAGUGUAAUGUCUGCCCAUGUACGGCUGCCUCCAGCGGAGGAUGUGGAAAAGGAGCAGGAUUCAGGAGCCGGAGAAGUCGGGGUGCCAACGUUGACAAGGCCCAUCAGAGGAGCGUGAAAUAUGGCCACUUUAGAGUCCGGCCAAAUGGCCCGUUUGCCGUGGAACUGCUCUGUCCUCGACGUCCGUCAACAAAGGGGGCAAACACAAAUCAUUCGGAAUACAACAAGUCGGAAUAGUGGCGAUUUUCAGUACUUGGCCGUGCAAUUACGCAGAAUGCCGUUUGCCUUUUAAGUUGCAUAUUGUUCGGCGAUCAGGAGGAGGAGGCGGAGGAGGAGGAGGAAGACUUUCCCGCGGACUGGGAAAGCGGAAAAGCGCGGAAAAACGGACGUUAAGGUGAAGUGAAGGAGAAGGAGGAGGAGGAGAAGUGCCACUGACAGUGGCAGUAAGUUACGGGCCAAGUUUCGCCGGAGUCGCCUUGUCGCUGGCGCAACUGGCAUAACUCAGAGCUGAUGAAAUAUGGAGCUGCUGCAGGCCCUCUGCUGUACGCUGCUCCUGCUUUUGGCCCGGAUGCAAGUUCUGCUCGCCGUCAGCUGGGAGGACUGGUGGACAUACGAUGGCAUCUCGGGACCCGCCUUCUGGGGGCUCAUCAAUCCGGAGUGGUCGCUCUGCAACAAGGGUCGUCGCCAGUCGCCGGUCAAUCUGGAGCCCCAGCGCCUGCUCUUCGAUCCCAACUUGCGGCCCAUGCACAUAGACAAGCACAGGAUAUCCGGACUGAUCACUAAUACGGGCCACAGCGUCAUCUUCACGGCCGGAAACGACACGGUGGCCAACUACGACGGCAUGCAGACGCCGGUGAACAUCUCGGGCGGACCGCUCUCGUACCGCUACCGCUUCCACGAGAUCCACAUGCACUACGGUCUGAACGACCAGUUCGGAUCGGAGCACAGCGUCGAGGGCUACACGUUCCCGGCGGAGAUACAAAUAUUCGGCUACAAUUCCCAGCUGUAUGCAAAUUUCUCAGAUGCCCUCAAUCGCGCCCAGGGCAUCGUGGGCGUCUCCAUUCUGCUGCAGCUUGGAGACCUCUCGAAUCCGGAGCUGCGCAUGCUCACCGAUCAGCUGGAGCGCAUUCGCUAUGGCGGCGACGAGGCGUUUGUCAAACGACUCUCGAUUCGGGGACUGCUUCCCGAUACGGAUCACUACAUGACCUACGAUGGAUCAACAACGGCACCAGCCUGCCACGAAACAGUCACUUGGGUGGUGCUCAACAAGCCCAUCUACAUCACAAAGCAACAGUUGCACGCCCUGCGCCGCCUGAUGCAGGGCAGCCCCGACCACCCGAAGGCGCCCCUGGGCAACAAUUACAGGCCGCCCCAGCCGCUCCUGCACCGGCCCAUCCGCACCAACAUUGAUUUCAAGACGACGAAGACGAACGGCAAGGCCGCCUGCCCCACCAUGUACCGCGAGGUCUACUACAAAGCGACCAGUUGGAAACAGAACUAGAAUUCAGUCACGUGAUGGCGUAACGUAACGUAUCGUAAGCGUAUGACGUAAGUAGCGAGCGGCGUGCAACAGGAGCUUCCACUAAACAUACAUAUAGACAAGGCGAUGCCGAGGGAAAGGACUCGAAAGGGAAGGACUACGAUGCAAGGGAAGGACGAGGCUCAAGAUGAGCUAGGGAAGGAAUCACAAAGGAAUCAGUGCAGCAAAUUGGCGAUUGGAAAUACACACACAUAUAUAUAUAAAUAGGCAGAGAAUAAACAAAGGAAUAAUAUGGAUAGCGAUUACGAUUACGACAAUUAGCAUUAAAUGUGCAUUUUUUUGUCUCCCCCGGAAAAUCAAUCAGACCCUGAUUGCAGUCUGAGGUUGAAUAUUUUUUUUUGUGUGUGCGUAGCCUAAGUACAAUAACAAUAAACCAAAAAAAAAAAAGAAAAACAAAUAGCGAUGACUAGUAAUCAUAAUUACCGACAUAACCACUAACGUAAUCCACAAAACCAAAUACUAUUGUAUAUUUUAAGUUAGGCCCGGCAACGUGAGAAGAUCAAAAUAAUAUACAGAAUACACAGAACACAUAAUACGAGUAUCGAUAGCCGUUAUCCAACACUGUCAUGAGUGUUAUGGCAGGCAUUAUGCAAAACCCACCCAAAGAACAGACUUUAAAUCCACACCCACAUCGGUGGGUAUAUAAAACCAGUUUGUUUAUGCCCCCUAAAUGUGUAUAGACCGGCCUCUGUUUGUGUGUGUUCCAAAGUGUGCGUGUGUUUGGACAUUAGGUAAUAACAUUAACAAUAAUAAAGUGUUAAUCUCUAUGAGUACGGGAUGGUAAAAAAAAAAUUUAUAAAUUUACGGUUGUAGCAAAAACUCAGACAUAUUGGUAUAUUUUUCUGCCCAUAUUUGCAUAUCAUUCAGUUUAAAAAAAUGUUAUAAAAAGGCUUUAAUUUUAAACUAAUUUACAAUUUCUAAUGGCAAACAUAUUUAUUUGCUUUGCCAUUUGAUCAGGCAAAGCGUGACGAACUACCAAUUUAUUGACCCUUUCAUAGGACCAGGGAAAAAAGUUGCCCCAGGGAUCGAGGGCUUAAAAUACUUGCACACUUAAUUGCAAUUUUAAAAUUAUGAAUUUGGGCGUUUUUAAUACGUAAUCCCGAUGCGGAGGCCCCGCCAACGUGGCAGUGUCGCCGCAAAUGCGUGCAUUUUGCAUUUUAAAUGCACUUGACCGCAGCAUCCAGCCAGUUCCCCACCGGUUUGUGUAACCGGGGACCUUAUCAAACCAACUCGCCAGGCAGCCAGAGACCACCCUGGGCCACCCUAAGCCACCCUGGACCACCCUGGGCCACCCUAAGCCACCCCUGUACACCCGGGAAUGUCGGGCUGUCGCUUAUCGAACGGCAAAUGCAACAUGAAACCACAAAAUCUGUUGCGGUUAUUUAAAAUCACGUUUAAAUACGAAAGUGCUGGCUGUCUCUCGCUUCGGUUUGGUUGGGUUUUGCGUUUUUGGCCAGCAUAAAAAUCAACUUUUUAAUGCCCGAAAGGAAAAUGAUUACGUAUCCGCCGCGUGGCCAGGGACAUGGCCGAAAACUGGCCAAAGCUGUAUAACUUUUUUCUGCAACCCCUUCGCCCGAAAAAAACCGCCUUCAAACCCCCCUGCAAAAUCACAUAAUAAUUUGUAUAAACAUUUGCAUUAUUUGCACUAGUUGACCUUUUUGCAGUUGUUGUUCUGUUUGGCCCGGCAUUCGACUGAAACUUUUCGAGCUCUUUGUUUCAUUUAGUUGCUUUUCAGUUUUUGCAUUGUUUUUUUUUGCAUUUUUUUUUUUGGUUUACUUCGGUUGUGCAUCGAGGGAUUUGCCAAUGGGAAAUUAUGACUUAAAUUAAUACAUGGCAAGUGUAAUUUAUUUGAGCGAAUCAAGCGGCAGCUGCUGCCGGCAACUGACACCCUGUAACUUUUGGGUUACCAAAUGAAUGGGUCAAGUUUUUGGGCUACUAAUGUAUCUCUUAUUUCUGGUCUUAAAGAAAUUAUUUUAAAUAGUAGGAGUGUUGAUCUAUAUAUGUUUUAUUUUUCAAUAACCGAAAAUAUUUAUUUAAAAAUACGCUAGAUGUAACAACCAUAGAAGAAGAGGCUUCCACUUUCAUCUUUAAAAAAAGAGAUUCUUGUAAAUGUAGUAUACAAAAUACCUGCCGAAAUACCUUAGGGAUUUUCUCAAACUCCCUUAAUUACAGGGUAUCUGCGGUGGCCAUGAGCAAGCCAGACUGGUGACCUAAUUAGCCUGGCUAGGGAAUAGCCCGUUCCAUCAGUUUAUUUGCAGCAAACUCAAUUCCAACUUUGGCUGACUUUCAAUCAAUCAAAUGGUUUGGGUCAUCUGGGCGAGGCGACUCUGGCCAAACUGAUUUGCGGUGGCUUCUGCACGAAGUUAUGUUGCAUGCUGUGCCAGUGGGCGGAGGGGCGGGGGGGCGUGGCACGAGGUGGGCGUGGCUGACCACCGGAUCUGACCAGACGGGGCUAACCCGACACAUAUAUUGGCAGCCAGACUCCAAAUGGCUCCAAAGUGCAGGUAGCAGCUUUAAACUUACCCGUUUUCUGGGCUACAAGGGGUUAAGCUUGAUUUUCCCGUCUUAAAAAUGUUUAAUUUUUUGUUUACUACAGGGUAGCCCCCUUUUCGUCCUUUAUCAUGCAAUGGAAACUACCAUUUUAUCGGCACUAUAAAAAUUGCGGCUGGAGGUUUUAUAUAUAUAGCGUAUGUAUUUUUUACAUCAUUUCAUUUUCAUGCAUAUACGAUUGCAGUUGGCCAUUUCGGCUAUUGGCCAUUUCAGUGAUUAUUUUCAAUACAUUGAAGUUGUGGCUACUGUGUAUGUGCGUUUCGGACUCUGAUAAAAGACAACAUCGAUCAUGACAGUCGGAGCGAGGGAAAACCCAUUCGGAACAGACCUGCAAAUAUUGCAAUUUGACAAAGUGACAAAUUCGCAGCCAUUCAUUUUUCUGUGGGUGCGGGGUUAAACCAAAUAAAAGAGUCGACGGGGCAUUGUCCUGUAAAAAACAAAUGGAUUAUUAAUUCCCAUAUUUUUAAAGAAUUAUUGUUUGUAAGAAAAAAAUGUUAUUAAUAGCUUGAUUUUUUAUUCAUUUAUUGCAUAACAAUAUUUCUUUUAACUAAAUGGCAUU
This is a messenger RNA of Drosophila subpulchrella, 4740 nucleotides long. RefSeq names its product carbonic anhydrase-related protein 10 (gene CARPB). Bases 609 to 1592 code for a protein of 327 amino acids. The transcript is spliced from 9 exons. The record is from RefSeq and is a predicted model, not a curated record. Gene Ontology annotation, molecular function: carbonate dehydratase activity; zinc ion binding. NCBI's taxonomy places the organism in Eukaryota, Metazoa, Arthropoda, Insecta, Diptera, Drosophilidae.